AUGAACUGCUUACACUAUAAAAGACUUGUGUCUCUCUUACAAGGACUUCUGACUGAGUUGAACAGGACAUCCACAUAUCUGGGAAAUCAGAGCUGCACAGAGAAACUGCCCAGUGGGAACACCAGUAACGCUGCCUAUCUCUACAUCCUGCUGGUCAUGGCUUUUUACGCCUUUCUAACUGGGGUGAUUCUCGCCUAUACCCGCUCCCACAGAGUGAAAUCUGAGGAAGAGCCGAUCUCCAGCCGGGACUGCUCCGUCCGCAAAGCGAAACCUGGCGAGAAAGGCAACAGGGAGAGAGACACUGUCAGCUUGGAGACCGAGCAAUGA
Messenger RNA from Rhincodon typus (whale shark), 327 nucleotides. RefSeq names its product potassium voltage-gated channel subfamily E regulatory beta subunit 5. Lineage: Eukaryota; Metazoa; Chordata; Chondrichthyes; Orectolobiformes; Rhincodontidae. Gene Ontology annotation, biological process: regulation of heart rate by cardiac conduction; regulation of ventricular cardiac muscle cell membrane repolarization; negative regulation of delayed rectifier potassium channel activity. Gene Ontology annotation, molecular function: transmembrane transporter binding; voltage-gated potassium channel activity involved in ventricular cardiac muscle cell action potential repolarization; potassium channel regulator activity. The record is from RefSeq and is a predicted model, not a curated record. Gene Ontology annotation, cellular component: membrane.